Strongylocentrotus purpuratus (purple sea urchin) is the source of this 1012-nucleotide messenger RNA. Its product is annotated as retinol dehydrogenase 16-like. The transcript has 5 exons. Lineage: Eukaryota; Metazoa; Echinodermata; Echinoidea; Camarodonta; Strongylocentrotidae. The record is from RefSeq and is a predicted model, not a curated record. Bases 67 to 948 code for a protein of 293 amino acids.
GAUAUUUGUUUGGUUGCUUUGGUGAUAGGAGUGGGUCUAUUGAUCUGGAAAAUCAUUGAGAACCGUAUGAGAAAACCCUAUAUAAAGGACAUCACAAAAGACAAGUAUGUAUUUAUUACUGGAUGUGAUACAGGCUUCGGUAAGGAGCUCACUAAGCAACUUGAUACCAAGGGUGUUCACGUGAUAGCCGCGUGUUUGACAGACAAAGGUCGCAUUGACCUUGAACAGACUACAUCCGAUCGGGUCACGACAUUGCUGCUGGAUGUGACUAAACAUGAAAGCAUCAUCGAUGUAUAUGAACGAGUAAAAAACAUCAUUCCACAUCAGAAAGCUCUAUGGGGUGUGGUGAACAACGCUGGAAUAGCGGGUACUCCUGGUUACCCCGAGUGGAGCAGACGAGACAAUUAUGAGAAAAUUAUGGCAGUCAACCUAUUCGGCGCUGUUGACGUCACGCUGACGUUUUUACCGCUUCUGAAGAAAAGCAGCGGUCGACUGGUGAACGUUACCAGCUGUGCAGGCCGCUUAGCCGUAGUAUCAGGAGGAUACUCUGAGUCCAAGUAUGCUUUGGAAGCUUUUUCAGAUGUGAUUCGGAGGCAACGCAAAGUCUUUGGAUACCAGUAUCAUGUCAGUAUAAUCGAGCCUGGGUUUUUUGCCACCAACAUCACAUCAGAGGAUUUCAUUGCUCAAACGGUAGAGGGCGCCUGGAAAAGGUUGACGGAUGAGGAGAAAGAAGAGUUUCCUGAAACAUUGAUGCAUAAAACUAUUGAAAAGAAUCACAAGCGCAUGAACUUCCUCGCAUCACAAGACAUCACACUGGUCACUCAUGCCAUGGAGCACGCCCUCUUUGCCCGAUGGCCACAAACCAGAUACAGUGUUGGCUGGGAUGCUAAGUUGCUAUGGAUACCGUUGUCUUAUAUGCCUGUAUGGAUUGUCGAUGCAUUGCUUUAGUAGUCAUCAAUUACUCUUCCUUAAGAAACUAUUAUUAAUUUGAUAAGAUACGGGCAACUAACUA